AUGAGGACCAUUGCCCUCUUCCUCUUGGUCGCAUUAACAGCCCUGGCAGAGUCUCUCCAUGGCGACCGCAGCGGACGUGUCAAGAGGGAGCUUCUGGUGCGUUCCAAAAGAAGGUGGGUGUUGUCGACAAUUGAACUAGAAGAGGAAGAUAAAGGGCCAUUCCCCAAACAAAUUUCGCAGAUGUUUAAUGACAUGAAGGACUAUCAGGGGCAAACGCACAAGUACGUUAUAAGUGGAAUGGGUGUGAAUGAGGAGCCUCUGGGAGUGUUCCGAAUGGAUGAACAAAACGGAACCGUCUUUGCUCUUAAAUCUGUCGACAGAGAGCAAUACGAAGUUUUCAAGAUUAGGUUUGAUAUCGUGGACAAACAGACAGGGAAGAAUAUAGACAGGGAACUGGCUUUUAAUGUAGAGAUAAAGGACGUCAAUGACAACCCACCUACAUUUUCUACAUCCAGAUAUGAAGAAAAUGUGAUGGAAAAUACUCCAGAGGGAUACUUGCCAGUGCAGCUGCUGGUCACAGACAGAGAUAAGAGGAACACAUCUAACUCUGAAAUCACUGUCAGUGUGAUUAAACAGAUCCCUCAAGAGCCUAAGAUUGGUUUGAAGAUGAUCAGUGCCAAUGUGCACCAACUCACCUUUAAAGGAUGUUUUGACUAUGAUAAAGAAAAGAAGUAUGAAGUUACUGUUCAAGCCAAAGAUGCUGGAACACCGUCCCUUACAUCCACUGCUGUUGUUAUUCUCAAUAUUAUUGACACAAACACUCAUCUUCCAACAUUCAAGGAGGGAAAGUACCAAGGUGAAGUGGCAGAAUCGGCCGUCAUCAACGAUGUUUUGAGAGUUGCGGUAGAGGACAAAGACACUCCUAAAACCCCUGGCUGGCGUGCAAAAUACUUCUUUAUUAGUGGGAACGAGGAAGGAAACUACAAACUUGAAACUGACCCCAACACUAAUGAGGGUAUUCUGAGUGUCAUCAAGGGGAAGGAUUUUGAGAAGACAACUUUGACCAAACUGCAGAUCGGGGUAGAGAAUGAGGAACCCUUAUUUGUUUGUAAAGAUAAAUCUAUUGGUACAUCCACACUUCCGCAACCAGAUUCAGUCAACAUCACAAUGAAAGUGGUUGAUGUCAAUGACCCACCUGAGUUUAAGAGAAAAACAGAAGAUGUGUACCAGAAGGAAGAGGAGGAGCCAGGAAAGGUGCUGUUCACUCCAGAGGUCCAUGAUGUCGAGAAUAACAACAUCAGGUAUACAUUGUUAAAAGAUCCAGCUGGCUGGGUGGCCAUUAAUAACAAAACAGGACAAAUCACAUCAGCUAAGAAGAUGGACAGAGAGUCUCCCUAUGUUAAGGACAGUAUUUACACAGUCAUCAUUGCUGCCACGGAUGAUGGUGAGCCUCCAGCCACAGGUACAUGCACUGUCCUGAUCCACAUUGGAGAUAUCAAUGACAACUUACCUAAGCUGGUCAAUAAUCGCACCAUUAUGUGUGGAAACAAGGUUAACAAGGUCAUGGUGCCAGUCAAGGACUUAGACAUCCAUCCCUUUAGUGGGCCCUUCGUCUUCUCCCUGGGAGGUGAUGACAAAACUCUGAAACAGCAAUGGAAACUAGACCCAGCCUAUGGUGAAGAAGGUGGGCUUAUUAGCCAGAAUUCACUACCUUAUGGUAACUACUCAGUGCCCCUGGAGAUUCAGGACCAACAGAACAUGAUUGGACGUGAAACUCUGGUAGUGAUGGUGUGUGAUUGUGGAAAGGGGGACGUUUGCCUUAGCAAAAAGCCAUUGUCAUCCCGCCUUGGGGUACCUGGCAUUGGACUGAUCUUUGCCGGACUCCUCUUAUUUUUGUUAUUGCUACUGCUCUUUAUGUGUGAGUGUGGAGGGAAAGAGCACAUUCCCAUGAUGGAGGAUGAGGGCAGCCAGACACUCAUCAAGUAUAACCAAGAAGCAGGGGCCUCCGAAUGCAAGGCUGAGCCAACUCUGCUCCUAACGCCUACAAACAGUGUGGCUGUGACAGACGGCCUGAAACAGGGCACCAUGAAGGUGGCCCCAGUAAUGACCCAGAUCAUGGAUAUGUACAACAACUCAGGGCCCACUAUGAUCAACUCCAACAUGAACCCACUGGGCAUGCAGCGUCAAAGAAACAGUCUCAGAAGCUACGGAGGGCAAAGCAUAUACUCUACCUGGACUACAAACAGGAACAACACCUACAAGGGACGAUCAUCAACGUACCAACGCUCUUUCAGCCUGCUGUCAAAUCAAAACAUUGCAGAUCACAUUGACAGGAAACUGUACAUGAUUAAUGGAAACCAUGUAGAGCACCCAGUGUACCAACCCCACGAGUAUGCCUACGAGGGACAGGAAAGCGAAUGCCUAUCACUGGAUCAGAUGUCACUCAGCAACCUGGGAGAUGAUUUGAAGUUUCUGAAUGAUUUGGGGCCAAAGUUCAAGACCUUGGGAGGCAUCUGUCACCAGACAAUUCAAGAAAAAAAGAUAGAGCUUUAAAGGGUACAGCUGAACUAGGAUUUUUUUUUUUUUAUCAGCAAAGUUGUUCUUAGAUAGACCACAAUGUUUGGAUUUUGUACUUGUGCAUUUCAGACUCAAACAUCUCACAUAUUUUAGAGAUCUUAUUCUAUAUCUGAUAUCUAUCCACACAACGAGGAUCAUAUUGUAGAGGUUGCACAAGAUGGAAUUAAUGCACUCCACAAAUGCUCUGGUGAUUGUGAAAUGUUACGUUGUGACUGGGUGUGUUUGCUUGGCUUUUAACUUGUUUACUUUAGGUGUGGUUGCUGCUACAUUGCAAUGCACAUCAUUUCUAACUCUGGAGGUUUUGUCAUUGCAGUGUUAUUGUGAUGUUUUAAACUGUACGUUCAUCUGUGGCAACCGGAAUAUUUCAUAUUAGACACAAUGUUGUGUAUAACUCUUUUGUAAAAAAGCAUUCAUGAGGACCAGCAGAAAGCUGACUGGUUGAAAUCAAUAUUGGUCAACAGUAAUUGUUCAGUGGUAUGGUUACUAAACUGAGGUACCAUAAAUGUUUGUUGCCCGUAGUUAAUGAUCUGGUGAUACAGUAGUAUGGAAUUAACACUAUGUUUGUAUUGCUUUUUCUUGUGUGUUUUUUUUAAUCUUAAACAUGAACUCUUUUAUAAAAUACAUUAGUAUUUGGAGAGAAAUUAGCAUUUGCCAUUACUAAAACCUUUGGGUUGAAAUCUUUUUACCUGUGGGGUGGGUAUUAUUUAUUAAAGCAACUAUAUUAAAAAGUAAUUAUACCAAACUAGCAACAUACUGUACCACUAUGCAUACGACAUAUAAUAUAAAUUUGGUCUGAAAAACUAUAAAAAAAACUUUGUAUUCAUUAAUUUAUACUUGCAUGUUACUUGUCUUACC
Molecule: messenger RNA, 3372 nt
Organism: Micropterus dolomieu (smallmouth bass)
Lineage: Eukaryota; Metazoa; Chordata; Actinopteri; Centrarchiformes; Centrarchidae
Gene: cdh26.1
Product: cadherin 26, tandem duplicate 1
Exons: 19
Coding region: 1-2493 (830 amino acids)
Biological process (GO): adherens junction organization; homophilic cell-cell adhesion; cell morphogenesis
Cellular component (GO): plasma membrane; adherens junction; catenin complex
Molecular function (GO): calcium ion binding; cadherin binding
Source: RefSeq, a predicted model, not a curated record